CAAAAGUCCAAAGUGCAGAAAAGGUGCGGUAGACAAAGGUGGGGAGGAAAGGCGUUUCGAUGAACAGACGGAAUCUAUGAGAUACGUUUAUAAGGAAAACUAUUAAAAACAAUCUAUAUUAGACCACCAUCUAUUGAAGAUUGACUGGACAUCGACAAAAUGACCAACUGGAAGCUGGUUUUUUGCAGCCUAUGUUUAAUCUCAGUGAUGUCGGCUACUUUUGGACUGGAAGUGACAAUGAGUGAAGCAUCCAUGGAGGUUGCCAGAGGUGAUGAUGUCAGACUGACGUGUAAUUUUAAACCUAAGAAACCAGUAAAUGAUCUUAUCAUUGUAACAUGGAUUGGUGACGCUGAUGAGACAUCUGGAGACAAGGUCCUUUUUGGUAACUACUACUCCAAUACUAAUAAAGUAGACAUUGAUCCUCAAUAUGUAAACAGAGUCUCAAUAGAAACAGACCUUACCACAAAAACAUCAACGCUAACAAUAAAGCAAGUCACUCAGAAGGAAAGCAGAAAAAUUAGAUGUUAUGUUCAGAUCCCUGGAGACAUCGAAGGCAAACCAGCAGACACUACUUUUCUUUUGGUUCAGGUUGCACCAUCACAGCCUGUCUGUAAAGUAGUAGGAACAGCAGAAUACGGACACAAUAUUAGCCUAACCUGUGUCUCUGAGGAAGGUUCACCAGUACCUACAUACAAAUGGGAGAGAUAUAGCGUCAAAAAUGUCCCACAAGGGUUUCCUAUCAAAACCACUGAGAAGGAUGGAGUUCUGUCGUUGGUCAAUGUAUCAAGUGAGACGUCAGGUUACUAUAUUUGCCUGUCAAGCAAUAAGGUUGGAUCAGCUAAAUGUAACAUGACAUUGUCCGUUCUGCCUCCGUCCAUGAAUCUUGCCACAAUAGGCAUUGUUGCUGGUUGUGUUGCUGGGGCUGCGGUGCUUCUAAUAGUCAUCAUCUGCUGCUGCCGCAAACGCAAACAAAAACAGAAGCUUAAAGAGUACCAAAUGGAAAAACCUGCAGUGGAAUACCAUGACAAUUCACCUCUAGAAAAUAUUGACGAAAGGAACACAGACACCAUAGCAAUCACUGACGAGAGAACUGGCAAGGCCCGAAAUGAUGAUUUUGAAGAUCGGUAUGAUGACAGUGGAAGUGGCCGUGACGACUUCAGAGGCCGUGAAAAUCACAAAGGAAGCCGCGAUGAACUCAGAGAUCACAAUGAUGAUCGCAGAGGAAGCCGUGAUGAACUGAGAGAUCGAUACGAGGAUCGAAGAGGAAGUCGUGAUGAACUUAGAGAUCGCUACGAGGAUCGCAAAGGAAGUCGUGAUGAACUUAGAGAUCGCUAUGAGGAUCGCAGAGGAAGUCGCGAUGAACUUAGAGAUCGCUACGAGGAUCGGAGGGGAAGUCGUGAUGAACUUAGAGAUCGAUAUGAAGAUCGCAGGGGAAGUCGUGAUGAACUAAGAGAACGCUAUGAUGACCGCAGAGAUCAAUAUGAUGACCGUAGAGAUCAUUAUGAUGAUCGUAGAGGUAGUCGUGAUGAUCUUAGAGAUCGGUAUGAUGACAGAAGAGAACGGUAUGAUGACCGAAAAGGUAGUCGUGAUGACCUUAGAGAUCGCUACAGAUAAAAUCAUUCAGAUCAAUAUAAAAAUCAACACCUCUGAUAGCACACGUACAUCAAGACUUCAGUCUGAUAUUUGUGUUUUUAUCUGAAGGACGUAUUUAUUAGAGAGUUUGCUCAUCUGCAAAACAUCUAUUAGAUGACUAUUUUUAGAUGUUAAAUAAACAUUU
Molecule: messenger RNA, 1777 nt
Organism: Danio rerio (zebrafish)
Lineage: Eukaryota; Metazoa; Chordata; Actinopteri; Cypriniformes; Danionidae
Source: RefSeq, a predicted model, not a curated record